UUUAUACAGCCUUGUACCGAUAAUAAAUAUUUGUUUAAUUUUGAUUUCGGAACUUUCAAGAUGAAAAUCUUGCUGCAUUUGGCCUGCAUUUUCUUACUCGUGCAAUUUGGACAUGGCGAGGGAGAUCGGGAAUUCUUCAGCAUACUUUCGGAGGGAAUCACGGACGCAGCCAAAUUAUAUUUUUCCAGAAAUGUGAAGUUGGAUGGAUCAGGUUUCAAUGUAAUAAACGAGGAAGAUUUUUACACUCCCAUUGGGUUAUUCGAGACGCAGUAUGGAAAAGAUGCGUCGACAGCAGGCUUCACCGCAGGUCUUUUAGAUUUCGAAUAUUUCGAAUCAUCGAAUUUAACUUUCUCUGACGUCACACAACUUGUUGUCGUUGGAGAAUUUCAAGACGCAAGAAAAAAGUUUUCAGCUUACAUAGAAAAGACUGUGGAAGACCGAUUAAACGAUUACGGUAUCGUUUCGGAAGAAAACAUUGAAGACGUAUCACAGAUAAUUCGUGCGGCGUUCCUCUCCCUUUACGACUUUGUUGAUAGCGAUUCAUUCGCAUCUUUCCUUAAUCUCAAGUUGGGAAGUUCUUUGUCAUUUGUUAUGGACACAACUGGAAGCAUGGCGGGUGAAAUCGAGGCAGCAAAAGAAAGAGUACAAGAAAUUAUUGACGCCACAAAAGGAACCAAUGAUGCCCCUUUGAACUACAUACUCAUGCCAUACAACGACCCAGGCUACGGUCCUCUGACCAAAACGAGCGACCCAGAAGAGUUUACAAAAGCCCUUGCACUACUUUCUGCGGGCGGUGGUGGCAAUGAACCAGAAUUAGCAAUGAUUGGGAUCUUGAAAGCUGCCCAAAGCAGUGCAUACAGGUCCAUUGUCUAUGUUUUCACGGAUGCAAGUGCUUUGGAUACAGAUAUUCAAAACCAUGUUAUUGCAUUGUGCUUGAUCAAGAAAGUAUCGGUUUACAUAUUUUUAACAACAGAUAUUGCUAGAAAAAAGAGAGAGCUUUUACGAGGAAGAGCUUUAUACGAUCAAGUUGUUGAUCAAACCGGUGGUUCGGUUCUCUUUGUUGGAAAAUCGGAAAUUACAGCAGCCACAGCUGUCAUGCAAGCAACAACUACACAAGGGCUGGUGACCUUGGAAUCAAUCAGCAAUGCAAAUGCAUCAUCAAUUUCUGUUCAUGUUGACCCGUCAGUCGAGUCUUUGCUUGUCCAGUUCAACGGUGAUUUUGAUUACAAAGGAGAGACAGGGCCUACCUUCAUCAAAACUAGUCUUGCUUCAAUUAGCGAGCUGGAAUUAUUUCGACUUGAUGGUGUUACUCCGGGAACAUACACGUUUGACUUGGAUAGAGGAACCUUCAAUUUCCUGAAUAAAUACGGAGUACUCAUUCGGGCCAAGAGUACACUCGGAUUUCAUGCUACUUUGAGUCAAAAGAAAGGAGAAAAGUUUGUUGCAAGUCGUCAACUCAAAGCACACAAAGAAACUGUGACGGACUUCUUCGUUUACGGAGAUGCAGAGAAAGUCAUUUUCCAGCGAUGUCAGCUCGUCUCAAGAUCAGGAAUUGUAUUAAUUGAUCUUCCCGUCGUAAAGAAAAGCCACACAGAAUAUGGACUUGAAGAACCAUUCGAUCUUCCCUCUGUACCAAUGUUUGUGAGAUUGGUAGGAGUUUAUGAAGAAGGACAACAACAAUGGCCAAUCGAGAGAGUGGAUCCAUGUGCUAUCACACCAACAGUUUCAAAUUCAUUACUGGGAAUUAUCCCUGAUCAAAUUGUUCAGUCUGGGGAUACUAUCACAGUCACAACAACGUUUCGCAAUAUGCAAGAAGACGACGAUAUCAUCAUUGGUUUGUCAGAUAAUCAAGAUUUUACAACUAUUAUUGGAAAUCCAAAAUUCUCAUCAACUGUGGGGUCUGAGAAAACAAUUCAAAUCCAAAUUCGAGUUUCUGCUGGCACAAAAGAAGGAAUUUUGAGUAAAGUUCUUUUAACAGCUACAGGAGUUACGUCUAACUACUACAUUUUCACUACAUUUGUUGUGAGCGUCAUCGACGGAGUAACACGGUGUCCAAUUUUAAUCAGUCCCGGCGGAGGAUCGUUGCAAUGUACAAAUGGUCGUUCAGUUGGUUCAAGAUGCGUCCUUACUUGCGGAUCGGAGUACUUACAACACGGAGCCGGAUCCGUCGAAUGCGGACUGGAUGGAUCAUGGAGUUUAAAAUCUAUUGGAAGCUGCGAACUUUUACGUUCUAAAACUUGCCGCCUGUCUGGUGAUCCACAUUAUCGAACAUUCGAUGGAAGAAGAUUUGACUUCAUGGGAACGUGUUUGUACACUCUGUUCCAAACUGUGGAGGAUGCACAAGGAAUCGAGCCAAUCACUUGUUCGACGGAGAACACUGAACAACAUGUCAGAAGAAAGGUAUCCUGGUUGAAGCAAUUUUUCGUGACCGUGUAUAACAUCACAGUUCAUUUUAAAUACGGAAAAGUUGUAUUGAUUGAUGGCAUUCGAAUCAAUUUACCUGCUUUAUUGCUCGGAGGAAAUGUUCAGAUAAAACGGGAUGGUGGAGAUGUUAUUUUGACUACUGAUUUUAAAAUGACGGUACGUUACGAUGGAAAACACAAUUUGAGGGUGAAGUUGCCAGCGAGCUAUCGAGGGAAAGUUACAGGACUUUGCGGAAACUAUGAUGACGACGUAACAAAUGAUUUCAUGUUCGGAAACAAUACCUUCACUGAUGCUGCUUUGUUUGGAAAUGCCCAUGAAAUAGUAGGAUCGCUAAAACCAGGAUGUCGACAAGGCGAGGUCGGAGAUGAUGUUGAUGGCUGUACUGAACCAGCACAGAGAGCAAUAUACGCUGAAAAAUGUGCGGCAAUAAAAACAGACUGUUUUAUGGAUUGUGCUAGCGAAGAACGUAUUCAGGAACUUUUCGAUGAAUGUGUCUACGAUAUGUGUGCGACCGGUGGAAACUCUAAGACUGUCGAAGACGCAUUGACCACUUUUGCAGAUUUUUGUGCAGAUUUGAACAUUCAAAUAUGCGAUUGGAGAGACAGGUUCAAUUAUCCGAAAAUUUGCGAGAAAAACUCUCAAUACAAAUCACAUGCAAACAGAUGUCCGAAUACAUGCGUUGAUCCAAAUGCAGAAUCAAGAUGCGUUAGAAAACCGAAAACAGAAGCCUGUGUAUGUAACAAAGGAUUUGUGAGGGAUGGAAACGACUGUGUUCGACUUUCCCAAUGUGGUUGCUCAGCAAAUGGACGAUACUACAAGAAAGGAGAAAAUUUCUUAACAUCUAACUGUCUUCAACGUUGCGAAUGUACUAAUGGAAAACUGACAUGUAAAGCGACAUCUUGUGAGGAAGAUAGAGAAUGCAGGGUUCUGCCUUCCGGAAAAUAUGGAUGCCAACUGAAACAGGUCGACGUAUGUUAUGCCACUGGUGAUCCUCAUUACCAAACGCUAGAUGGCAGCAAAUUCGAUUUUAUGGGGGUAUGCUCCUAUAUCAUGGUCUCAACAGAUGGCAUGGGCAUCACUGAUCCCAACAGAGGAAUUGUCAUCGUGGCACAAAACGAAAAUCGCAAUGGUAAUACACGUGUAUCAUACAUCAAACUCGUGACCAUCAAAAUUUUGGAUUUCGAAAUACAACUCGGACCAGGAAAAACUCUCACGAUAAAACGAAACGGAACACGGAUCGAGCUACCAGCAACACAAAAGUUUACAAAUGAUAAUGAAUUGUUCGAGACUAAAAUAUUGGGGAGAAAAGCAAGAUUUUCAACUAAAUUUGGUGUUGAAGUCAAGUUUGACGGAACAAAUUUGUACAUCAAUGUACCGAGUUACUAUAUGCACAAGGUUGGCGGAUUGUGCGGAAAUUAUACCGGGGUCAAAGAUGACGAUUUUGGCGGAAGAACCCUCAUGAAUUUCACAAAGAAUUAUUUGUAUUCUGACGGAUGCGGUGAAGAUCCCGACAGAGAAGAAUUAGUUUGUACCGAUGCUGAUAAAGCUAAAUGGGGAGGAGCAGAAUUUUGUGGAAAGUUGAAGAAUCCCGAUAGUCCUCUAAAAUACUGCUAUGAUAUUGUUGACGUUCAACCAUACUUUGACGAUUGUGUAUUUGACGCCUGUGCAUAUGAAGGGGAUGUAGAUGUAAUACAAAAUGCAAUCUCUGUGUACAAACAAGCUUGCGAAGACAAGAACGUUGAUCUGUCUUGCAGAUGGGAAGAAGAGAUAGGAUUUACAUUACCAGCCUGCCCAGAUAACAGUAGAUACGAUGCAUGUGCAUCUGUUUGUGUGAAUACUUGUCAAGAUCCAGAAGCUUCGACAGGGUGUUUAUCGGUAGAAACAGUUGCACGGUGCGUGUGUGAACUGGGAUAUGUUUUAAACAACGGUGAAUGCGUCGAAGACUCUGUUUGUGGAUGUACCUUCGAAGUUGAUGGCUACGUCGAGCAAGGUGCAUUUUAUAUGGCACCAGGAUGUGCGUACUCUGAUAGGUGUGUUGGUGCUGGGUCUGCUAUACGAGAGGAAGAUCCAUGUGGCAAGGAAGCAACCUGCAAGCUGUCGAAUUCUGGAGAAUAUCAAUGCAUUCCCGAUGAAUUUGCAUAUGCUCUUGUUUACGGAAAAAUACACUUCAAGACAUUUGACAACAAGUUCUUCGAUUUCCAAGGCGACUGUGGAUAUUUAUUGGCAGGAUAUGGCCGACCCGAUUCUGACGAAAAAGAUUCCCUCGCUUUUGCGGUUUAUAUCCUUAACGGUGGAUGGGAAUACAACGAAGGAAUAUCUCUCGUAGUAAAAGUAUGGAAAGGCGACAAGAAAAACGUAAUAAAAGUUUCACCCAAGAAAAUUGUCAUGGUCGAUGAUGUCCGUGUUGCCGCUGGAUCUCAAGUUGGACAAGUUUCUGUUGGAAGGAAAUUAGGAAAGGUUGUUCUCAGCUUCGAAUUCGGACUCCAUGUUUUAUUCAAUGGAUACGACUGGGUUCGCGUUGACGUUGACCACAAGUACAAGGAGAAAAUGUACGGUUUAGGUGGAAAUUAUAAUGAUCAACCUAGUGAUGAUAUGCUUGUAGGAGGUGAUAUGAUGUUUAUGCCCAGACAAUGGGGUGAUCAUUGGAGAAUGGCCGAAUUUAGCUGUAGCAGAUGCAAUAAAGAUACUGAAGAAAUUGAUCGAACCUGCGCCCUGAAAGCUAGAUAUGAGAGAUCUUGCGACUGUGGUGUGCUUACUGAUACUGAUGGUCCGUUCGCUGCCUGUCAUGAAAAGAUGGAUGCUCAACCAUUCUUCAAGAGUUGUGUGCUGAGUGCUUGUAGAAACCAGGGAUCGUCGUUGGCUAUUGCAAUGAUUAUGAAAGCUUACUACUUUGCUUGUCUCGGAAAAGGAGUAAAGAUUGAAAAAUGGAGAGAGGCUGUUUCUAUACCGAUGGAAUGUCCUGAGAACAGUCAUUAUGUAGAAUGUGCAAGCCAGUGCCAACCUCGUUGCGGAGAAAAAGAUCCAGAUUGCCGAACCUCAACCUGUGCAGAAAGUUGUGUAUGUGACGAUGGCUAUAUUCUCAGCAAUGGAAAAUGCGUUGAUGAAGAUAAGUGUGGUUGCAUGGAAGACGAUUACUAUUUCGAGCAUGGAGACUCUAGAACCGAUUCUGAGUGUACAAGCCGUUGUACUUGUAUUUAUGGAGAUUGGGAUUGUGAAGACAUCAAAUGCAACGACGACCAAAUGUGCGAAUUGUUCAAUGGAGCUCAUGACUGCUACUGGAAAGACAAAUGCAAGUACGACAACGGUGGGUGUGAAGAUUCCUGCGAAUCGAUUGACAACGUUGCUUAUUGUACUUGCUACCCUGGACGCAUUUUAACUUGGGAUAACAGAACAUGCGUCGGUAUUUCACCAAGUUUCUUUGGAGAAGGCAUGAACAAAUGUGACACUGAAUUUAACGUUUGGAGACAGGAAUUUUACAACUGGAAGAACACAUAUUUGUCGGCAUGGGUGGAAGAACUGGAAGCCUACAAAGAAUAUGUUAAAUCGGGAAUCGUUUCAGAUGCUAUGAAUCUUUGCCGAUAUUCGUGGACAAAAUGGUAUGACAUUGACGAUCCAGAAGGGCAGGGAGAUGAAGAGAAAUUAGAAUAUCUGAAGCGAGAAUAUCCUGAAAUUUGUGACAAACCCAUUGCUGGAGAAGGAAGAAUGGCCAACGAAAAGAGCAUCGGAACCGCAAUAGCUAACUUUUCAGUGGAUCAUACGGGAUUGAUCUGUAAAAAUGCUGAUCAAGAAAAAGGAAAGAAAUGUCCUGAUUUCGCAGUCAGAUUCCUAUGUCCGGUUAAAGAAGAUAAUGAAGCUCCAAGAUGCGGUUGAAGAACUUCAUAGCUAUCGUACUUCUUUUUCAUAAAAAUAGCUUCUUAUUCAUUGCUACAUUUAAUUGUGAUGAGUCUCUGUAGAACUUAAAAUCAUAUGCUCAAACACUAAUUUUUGGAAAAUGUAUAUCUUUAGCAUUGUGGUAUACCUUAAUCGUAUUUAUAUAAGAAUAAGCUUCAAUUUUUAAGUCUCCAUUAACAUUACUAAUUAUUUAGUGCUCGCCAAGGUCAUCUUUGAAAAUUUUGCUUCUCAAUUUUGUAUAUUUAGUGAGUGUAAAUGUGUUUAACAAUGUCAAAUACUCGUAGAUGAUAACGAUAAUGGAAACAACUCAAUUUCCUCAUAUUCUGAUCGUUAAAAUACCUCGCAUCAAUGUCGGGUUUAUUUCUCCAAUAAACCCGAAAAUUGCAUUUUUCAAAGAAAAAACACCUUUAAAUUGAGAUGAAAUAUUUUUCAUUUUCUCAACUUAUUCCUCGUCUUGAUAAGCAGAAUUUGUUUAAAUAUUCGUUUUAUGAAAUAUGCACUUUAUACCCACCAUGUAGUUCGGAUUUUUAAAUAAAUAAAUCUGUAGUGCCUUUAUAUACAAUAUUUUGUAUUAAAUUUUGUCUAGCUGGGUCUAGGUCGUCAUCAGUUAUGUUUUCAGAAGCUAUAAAUCUACCAGGAGCCUAUAUUUUAAUAUAGGAAUGAAUACAUGCAAAAUGCCUAAUCAGUACUAGAGUUAUUCACGUUGCACGAAUGAGUUGAAAAUUAAAAUAACUUGGAGAAAAUUUUUGUUUCACAAUAACUUAUGUCGUUAUAUUUGA
Styela clava is the source of this 7094-nucleotide messenger RNA. Its product is annotated as IgGFc-binding protein-like. Lineage: Eukaryota; Metazoa; Chordata; Ascidiacea; Stolidobranchia; Styelidae. Gene Ontology annotation, molecular function: protein binding. The record is from RefSeq and is a predicted model, not a curated record. Gene Ontology annotation, cellular component: extracellular matrix.